Molecule: messenger RNA, 863 nt
Organism: Erpetoichthys calabaricus (reedfish)
Lineage: Eukaryota; Metazoa; Chordata; Cladistia; Polypteriformes; Polypteridae
Gene: pebp1
Product: phosphatidylethanolamine binding protein 1
Exons: 4
Coding region: 88-651 (187 amino acids)
Biological process (GO): negative regulation of MAPK cascade
Source: RefSeq, a predicted model, not a curated record
GGUGUGAGCGCAGCCUGCUUGAACUCACAGUAGACGCUGAUGGUUUUAUACUCCUUCGUACUGCCGUUGUAGAUACGAAACGAAAGAAUGCCUGUCAACAUUGGUAUGUGGGAUGGUGAGCUGGCUCUUACUGAGGUAGAGGAGCAACCAGCGAAGCCUUUAACGGUACAUUACGGCUCCUUGGAGAUUGACGAGCUGGGUCGAGUGCUUACUCCCACGCAGGUGCAAAACCGACCAACCUCCAUCUCUUGGGAAGGAUGUGACUCUGGCAAAAUGUACAUUCUUGCCCUCACAGAUCCCGAUGCACCAAGCAGAAAGGAUCCAAAGUUCAGAGAGUGGCACCAUUUCCUUGUAGUGAACAUGAAAGGGAAUGACAUUAACAGUGGUAAAGUCUUGUCAGAUUAUGUUGGCUCAGGUCCCCCUAAAGGAACAGGCCUUCAUCGCUAUGUGUGGCUCGUCUAUGAGCAGCCUGCAGUGCUAUCCUGUGAUGAGCCUGUACUGUCUAACCGCUCUGGAGACCACAGAGGGAAGUUCAAGAUUGCCCAGUUCCGCAAGAAGUAUGGUCUGGCGCGUCCAGUAGCAGGCAACUGUUACCAAGCAGAGUGGGAUUCCUAUGUGCCAAAGCUGUAUGAACAACUGUCAGGAAAGUAAUGAAACCUACUGGGUGCAAUUAAAUUAGAAAGUACAUUAGAAGAAGUGAUGUAGAAAAAGUCAAAACAUGUUUCUUUGAUUAUUAAUUGUGUUUUGCCAGACUUUUCACCUAACACAAAUGGAAGCUUAUGUUUGUGCUCAGGUGAUGUCUACCACAGGUCAAAUAGGCCUUAUUAGAUAAAAUUAAUUAAAAUAAACUUCAUGUCACAAAA